This is a messenger RNA of Rasamsonia emersonii CBS 393.64, 669 nucleotides long. RefSeq lists its product as uncharacterized. The transcript is spliced from 5 exons. NCBI's taxonomy places the organism in Eukaryota, Fungi, Ascomycota, Eurotiomycetes, Eurotiales, Trichocomaceae. The record is from RefSeq and is a predicted model, not a curated record. The coding region runs from base 1 to 669 and encodes 222 amino acids.
AUGGACAUCCAGACACUCACUCCCAACCUUGGAAAUCAGGGCAACCAUCACCAUCCAGCAGGAUUGACUUCCUGUACAAACACCGUGUCUGAUCGAGGCGCUGGUCGCUCACCAUCUGGGUCUGAAAUCUCCCGAGAACUGUGUCGUGUCGGUAGAUAUAGCGAGUUCGAUCCUCGCCCCGCUGGGGGUCCCCGCGUCGAUAAUGAUACAUAUGUGAACGAUCUCUUAUCGUGUCAUGACAACCGUUUACUCCAUGAAGAGAAUGCGGUCAACGACAUUCCUGACUGCUGGGCAGCCUCCCUUCCGGCUGAAUUCAUGAAGACACCAUAUUGGCUGACUAACCAAGCAGUAGACGUGAUUGACAGGGACAGUUACAACCUGCUUUGCGAGGAGUUCAUGAAGAUCUUUGAAGAAGAAGAGAAACAACAGCAGGUGCAUCAGAGUGGCAUGCAAUAUUCAUCCAUUAUGAAGAAGGGCUGGGAAAUGGGCACGAUUUGCCAUAUCCAGCCGUAUAAUUACUCGGAAAAGCAUGCUGACGACGGGAACUUCUAUGCCAUCACGUGUCUGUAUUGGUCGCGCAACACGCCCGCCAUCAUCAAAAAGAAGGUGGACGAAAAGAAGGCCUAUGAUGAGAAGCUUCGACAGGCGUUUGCAGAAGCAGAAUCCUGA